ACCAAUGAGAAAGCGUCGUGUCGUUUGAACCGGGGAGCGGGACUCUAUCCUGAGCUGUUGUUGAAAACGGAAUAAAGACUUAUAUUUCAUCCCGUAACUAAAUUCAUUAUUUUUUUUAGCUUCACAUCAAAAAAUAUAAAAAGGUGUGAUAACGGAUAGAGACGGUUACCACGGUAAUGUUUGAGUUCGUCGGUUCCCGAUCUUCUUGUUGGUGAAAAAAAAAAAAGAGUAAAGAUGAACCGAGCAGGCCGCCCGUUGUUCAUGAAGACCUACGGCAAACAGAACCGGAAGUUGGAGGCCUGGAUCUCCCCUGACAACCGUAAACAGGUUUUCGCCAGCACCUCUUCCUCUGACCUGUCCAUCGCUGAGCCCUCCAGCCCCAAACCCCCGGCCAAGAGAGGGAGAAAGAGAAGUACAGCAGAUGGCAGUAGAGCGCUGCGGCCGGCGAAGACCAAAGCGCUGUCCUGUCUGAGAGAGCAGGACAGUGAUGAAGAGAACAUCUUCAUCGUCCCUCCUCCCCAGCAGCAGAGCAACAACACAGCCAGGAAGCCAUUCUUGAGGCGUAAGGCCCGGCGUAUUGUGAGCUCCAGUGAGAGUGAUGGAGAGACAACGACCACCAGACGACUCAACCCGAAACACUCCAAACACACCACAGCUAGAGACAGGACACACACACAUCCGUCUCCAGUUUUGGCUCCAGGGAAGUUUGUGACUCAUCGUAGGGGAGCAACAACCGCCAAACACAAAGCCCCCAAGAGGAAACUCAGUGUCCUGCUGGCCCAGCUCAGCCUCAACUCCUCCGAUGACUUCGUCCAGGGUGGAAGAGAAGUACGGGUCCAGCGUUCCUUCCCUCGCCGUGCCAAACAGGGGCGUGCCCUGGCCAACGCUGACAGCUCAUUGGUCGACCUGGGUAACAGCGGAGUAACCAACAGUAACGAUUUCCUGCGAGACAUCUCUCUGAACGUGUCGCCCGAGCGCUCCUGCCACAGGAAACCUCUCUUCUCCUCCACCCCCAGUUCACGUUCCUCCCUCCUCCUCCUCCUCCUCCUUCCUUCGUCCGUCCACCCAACCUCGCCAGUGACAUCAUCUCUCUGAACACCACCGAGGAGGAGGAGCUCGACGUUCCAGAGGACCCCGUCUCUCUCACAGAGCUGGGCCAGGCAGUGGGACAACCAGAGGUAGGAAACCGUGAAGAGCCGACUCCCCGUGGAUCAACCAGUCUGAGGAGUAACGGGAGCCGGAAUGGAGGCUCGGCCAUCCAAGAUGGCGUCGGUGAGCAGCCGAGCCCGGAGCUGUUCUCCGCGGUUGCCUGUGAGAAGACUGACCCGGACAGGACCGGGGAGGAAACUGAGGACGGCAGCCAUUUUGUGUUGGCGACGGUGGGACAGGAUUGGCUGGCCGAGGUAGUGAAGGCGAGGUGUCUGACACGGUGCUGUGUCGUACGGCUGGAGAGAGUGCACAAACUGCACGGCAACACCAGUGA
Oncorhynchus keta (chum salmon) is the source of this 1483-nucleotide messenger RNA. RefSeq lists its product as uncharacterized. NCBI's taxonomy places the organism in Eukaryota, Metazoa, Chordata, Actinopteri, Salmoniformes, Salmonidae. Bases 235 to 1095 code for a protein of 286 amino acids. The transcript is spliced from 6 exons. The record is from RefSeq and is a predicted model, not a curated record.